This is a messenger RNA of Cavia porcellus (domestic guinea pig), 1574 nucleotides long. Its product is annotated as keratin, type I cuticular Ha3-I. The transcript has 7 exons. The record is from RefSeq and is a predicted model, not a curated record. Gene Ontology annotation, biological process: intermediate filament organization; epithelial cell differentiation. Lineage: Eukaryota; Metazoa; Chordata; Mammalia; Rodentia; Caviidae. Gene Ontology annotation, molecular function: structural molecule activity. Gene Ontology annotation, cellular component: cytoskeleton. Bases 57 to 1211 code for a protein of 384 amino acids.
CUCACCCUUGUCUACCUCUAGCAGCUUUCUGCUCUGCCACUACCCUGCCCAGCACCAUGCCCUACAGCUGCAGUCUGCCCGCCCUCAGCUGCCGCACCAGCUGCUCCUCGAGGCCCUGCGUGCCCCCCAGCUGCCACGGCUGCACCCUGCCCGGGGCCUGCAACAUCCCCGCCAACGUGGGCAACUGCACCUGGUUCUGCGAGGGCUCCUUCAAUGGCAGCGAGAAGGAGACCAUGCAGUUCCUCAAUGACCGCCUGGCCAGCUACCUGGAGAAGGUGCGGGAGCUGGAGCGGGAGAAUGCGGAGCUGGAGAGGCGCAUCCAGGAGCGCAGCCAGCAGCAGGAGCCGCUGCUGUGCCCCAGCUACCAGUCCUACUUCCGCACCAUCGAGGAGCUGCAGCAGAAGAUUCUGUGUGCCAAGUCAGAGAACGCCCGGCUGGUGGUGCAGAUUGACAAUGCCAAGCUGGCUGCUGAUGACUUCAGAACCAAGUAUGAUACUGAGCUGUCCCUGCGGCAGCUGGUAGAGUCGGACAUCAACAGCCUGCGCCGCAUCCUGGAUGAGCUGACCCUGUGCAAGUCCGACCUGGAGGCACAGGUGGAGUCGCUGAGGGAGGAGCUGCUGUGCCUCAAGAAGAACCAUGAGGAGGAGGUCAACACCCUGCGCUGCCAGCUCGGGGACCGCCUCAACGUGGAGGUGGACGCCGCGCCCUCUGUGGACCUCAACCGCGUGCUCAAUGAAGUCAGGAGCACCUACGAGGCCGUGGUGGAGACCAACCGCAGGGAGGUGGAGGAGUGGUACACCACACAGACUGAGGAGCUGAACAAGCAGGUGGUGUCAAGCUCGGAGCAGCUGCAGAGCUACCAGGCGGAGAUCAUUGAGCUGAGACGCACGGUCAAUGCCCUGGAGAUCGAGCUGCAGGCCCAGCACAACCUGAGGAACUCCCUGGAGAACACGCUGACCGAGAGCGAGGCCCGCUACAGCUCACAGCUGGCGCAGGUGCAGCAACUGAUCAGCAGUGUGGAGUCACAGCUGGCGGAGAUCCGGGGUGACCUGGAGCGGCAGAACCAGGAGUACCAGGUGUUGCUGGACGUGCGGUCGCGGCUGGAGUGUGAGAUCAACACGUACCGGGGGCUGCUGGAAAGCGAGGACUGCAAGCUCCCCUGCAACCCUUGUGCCACCACCAAUGCCUGUGGCGGCUGUCAGAAGCACUAAGUGAACAGCUGCAUCCUCCUGGAAGAUGUCCCUGAAGCCCAGGAAGGAUCCCCAGGACCUCCCGCAGCCAGGGUUCAGUCGACGUUAAAGCCAGCGAUGCUUCUAGACCCUGACGUGCCUUCCAGACCCGACCAGUAAAGACACACACAGCUUCCGGUGUCCAGAGAACUCCUUGGGCUCUGGUGUUGCCCCUCUUCUUUCUGGAGGGUGUUUAGCUCCCUGCAGUCUGAGCCCCAGGGGUGACCUGGGGACAUUUCUGUGGGCACUGCAAUUUCCUGCUUUCCUUUCCUCUUUGGUAGUCUCUUGAAUGCGAGCAGGUGAUCUCAUGUACUUCCCAAUAAACUUCCUCUCUCUGGCAUAGGA